AUGGAUGAGGUCGCUGAAUCUUCGGAUCCGUCUACAGGAUCGUCGGUCAGGGGUCAUGUCGAACCCAAGGGCGAGGAGCAGUAUCGUCGCUUUCGAAGACAUGUGUUUGUGACUGUUAUUUCAAAUAAAUAUAUCGAUGUUGUAGUGCUACAUUUAUUAUUGGCUUUUUUUGGUAUUACUGGUGUCUUGGCUAGAGUUGGUUUGACUAGAUUGACGUCGUUUCCUGGAUCUCAGAAUGGUGGAGUCCUAUGGAGUAAUUUUGGAGGCUGUUUACUUAUGGGAAUCUUAGUUCGAAGCGAAGCACUGUUUGGUGAUUUGAUUGUAAUAGAACAGAUGGCGCCGUUAGACGUGGUAGAACACGGCGCUUCGGGUAAUGUUCUUCGUAGAACUUAUACUAGAAAAGAGAAGAUCCCUCUGUAUAUUGGCCUGGCUACUGGGGUGUGUGGAAGUAUUACUUCGUUUUCAACGUUUAUGAUCGAACUGUUCCAGUUAUCAGCUCUCCAACCGCCAACUGGUGUGUCGUAUCCUAAUCCGGGGUAUGGAGUCAUGGCGUUUCUGAGCUAUCUUAUUAUUACACUUACUGUCUCUUUUGGAGGUUAUUUCUGUGGGUUUCAUGUCGCUGAUGGUAUUGAAAAAUUCUUCCCUAUAUCACUCGCGACGUAUACUUUGAUUAUUGAAGUGUUAGGUGCGAUGCUGGGAUUGACUGCUUGGGUUGCGGUGAUAGUACUUGCAAUUCUUAUUCCUCAAUGGAGGUACUGGACGUUUGCGUGUAUAUUUGGACCGUUUGGUGUCUACGCACGGUUCUGGUCGGCUCGUCUGUUCAAUAAAAUAACCCAUAAAUUUCUCGUCGGCACUUUCAUUGCCAAUAUGAUUGCUACUGCUAUCUUAUGUGCACUAAUUAUCCUCCAAAGAGGCCAGACUCCCUCUCAUGGCCUCAUCAUCAAAUCAAAACUGCAAUGUCAAGCCAUCUCGGCUCUUCAAGACGGAUUCUGUGGAAACUUCUCUACUAUCAGUUCAUUUAUUGCUGAACUGGUAGCUUUCCGCUCGAAAAGAAAUGCUUACAUUUACGGAGGUAUUUCGAUAGGCGGCGGGUUCUCCAUCGUCGUCGUUAUAUUAGGUUCCUACGCUUGGACUCGCGGGAUAUCUGCUGUCGCUGCCUGUUAA
This is a messenger RNA of Sugiyamaella lignohabitans, 1164 nucleotides long. RefSeq names its product Fex2p (gene FEX2). The record is from RefSeq and is a predicted model, not a curated record. Gene Ontology annotation, molecular function: fluoride transmembrane transporter activity. The transcript has a single exon. Lineage: Eukaryota; Fungi; Ascomycota; Dipodascomycetes; Dipodascales; Trichomonascaceae. Gene Ontology annotation, cellular component: membrane. Gene Ontology annotation, biological process: fluoride transmembrane transport. Bases 1 to 1164 code for a protein of 387 amino acids.